AUUUUAUUUGACAUCAACAGCUGCACAUGAACUUUCUUGUGGUAUAGACUUCUACUCUCUAGCUCUGGCAAUAACCAAUUAAUGAAUUACCAUAGAUGUUUUAUAAAUUAUGUGAAUUGUUGCAAGAAACAAAUGGCACAAAUCUGCAGAUUGCUGGAUUCUUCACACAUAUAUCUGAAAUUCGUGACCAAAUGUAAACGUUUGUGGCUUUACCAGAGAUUAACAAGGUCAUAGCGCCCUCUAGGGGUCUAGUGGUCGAUUGCCUUAGUGGGCGGAGUCAAUGCAGUAUUUCCGCCCUCAUUUUUUUUUUUUUUUUGCGACUGACGUAUGAAGGAGAGGGUAGCAACAGUUGCCUCGAGACCCCCGCACGCCAUAGUGACUGUAGCCGUGGAGACAGUUACUUACCAACGGGUGCAACACUCAGCAACAGCAGCAGCAGAAGCAACUGGAACUGGAACUCAACGAGCAAGUGAGAGAGGGGAAAGAGAGCACAGCCAGGGCAGAACUUAUACAAGGCAAAGGUCCCAGCAUGCAGAGUUCAGAUGGAGGGUCCGAUUCGCCGUCCAGUGUGGUGCUGCGUACGUCCACCUCCACCCAGGCCCCCGUGGUGCAGCCUGUCCCAGCCUCACAACAGAGGGUGCUGGUUCAGGCCACGGGUUCGGCCCAGAAGGGAGCGCAGGUGCAGCAGCUGUCAGUCCCUCGGGUGCAACAGGUCCCUCAGCAGGUUCAGCAGGUCCAGCAUGUUUACCCCUCCCAGGUUCAAUAUGUAGGAGAGGGGGGAGAGGCAGUUUACACUAAUGGAACCAUCCGGACAGCCUACUCCUAUAACCCUGAGGCCCAGCUGUAUGGGCAAGGUAGUGGAGGAGCCUACUUUGACUCUCAGGGUGGGGGUGCCCAAGUCACCACGGUGGUCUCCUCGGCCGGCGGCGGGCCGCCCCACGGUAUGGUGGGCAUCGCCAUGGAUGUGGGCGGUAGUCAGGUCAUCUCCGGUGGCGGCACCUACCUGAUCCACGGCGGGGGCAUGGAUGGGGGUCGCCACCACGCCUCACACUCUUCCCGCUCCUCCUCUGCUAUGCUUGAAAUGGCGAUUGAAAACCUCCAAAAGUCUGAAGGGAUUGCAACUCACAAAAGCAGCCUGCUCAACAGCCAUCUGCAGUGGCUGCUGGAUAACUAUGAGACAGCGGAGGGGGUGAGCCUGCCCCGGAGCUCCCUCUACAACCACUACCUGCGCCAUUGUCAGGAGCAGAAACUGGACCCUGUCAACGCUGCCUCCUUUGGGAAACUCAUCCGCUCCGUCUUCAUGGGCCUCAGGACCCGCCGCCUCGGCACUAGGGGCAACUCCAAGUACCACUACUAUGGCAUCAGACUGAAGCCAGACUCACCACUCAACAGACUUCAAGAGGACUCUCAGUACAUGGCCAUGAGACAGCAACCCAUGCACCAGAAACAGAGGUUCAAGCCCCUCCAGAAGGUGGAUGGCAUGGGAGACAGCCUGUCAGGAGGCUCCCAGCACUCAGCCAGCACCCCAGAGCAGUCUGUGGCAGCCCAGAGCCAGCAUCACCAGCAGUACAUUGAUGUGUCACAUGUCCUGCCCCCGUUCCCCACCCCUGACCUGGGCACCCAGCCCCUCCCCGAGCGUAUCAACAUGAAUGACGUGAAGAAGCUGCAGAACCUGUACAGGGACCACUGUGAGGCUACUCUGGAUGUGGUGAUGAACCUCCAGUUCCACUACAUUGAGAAGCUGUGGCAGACCUUCUGGUAUUCAACAGCGCCAUCUAGUGACGUAACCACCACCAUCCCCAACAGUGAUGAGGACAUGGAGGGGGUGAUCCCCAGGGAGAAGCUGAUGGCUCUGUGCAAGUAUGAGCCUGUCAAGCUGUGGAUGAGGAGCUGUGACCAUAUCCUGUACCAGGCCCUGGUGGAGAUCCUCAUCCCUGACGUGCUUCGCCCUGUCCCCAGUACUCUCACUCAGGCCAUUCGCAACUUUGCCAAGAGUCUGGAGGGCUGGCUGACCACAGCCAUGAGCGACUUUCCCAAUGAGAUUGUACGCACCAAGGCAGCGGUGGUGAGUGCAUUUGCUCAGACCUUACGUCGGUACACCUCUCUGAACCACCUGGCCCAGGCGGCCCGCGCCGUGCUGCAGAACACCUCCCAGAUCAAUCAGAUGCUCAGCGACCUCAACCGCGUCGACUUCGCCAACGUACAGGAGCAGGCGUCGUGGGUAUGCCAGUGUGACGAGACUGUAGUCCAGCGGCUGGAGCAGGACUUCAAGGUGACCUUGCAGCAGCAGAGCUCUCUGGACCAGUGGGCCGCCUGGCUGGACAACGUGGUCAACCAGGUCCUCAAGCCCCACGAGGGCAGCACCAGCUUCCCCAGGGCUGCAAGACAGUUCCUGCUGAAGUGGUCCUUCUACAGCUCCAUGGUGAUCAGGGACCUGACCCUGCGUAGUGCUGCUAGUUUCGGCUCCUUCCAUCUCAUCAGGCUGCUCUACGACGAGUACAUGUUCUACCUGGUGGAGCACCGCGUCGCCCAGGCAACCGGAGAGACGCCCAUCGCUGUCAUGGGAGAGUUCAGUGACCUAAACUCAAUGUUGCCCAUGCUCAUGGAUAAAGACCCGUCCUUCUCAGACGACAUGAGUGACAUGGGCAGUGACGAGGGCCGGGGGCCCAACGAACCGACCGUGAAAAGGGAGAGGAUCGAAAUCAACCACUCGCUGCAGGAGAUCUGAGUCCAGAUGAGGCCCGUGGCCCUCUCUCAGGAGCCCUGCUGAAGCUCUGGGUUCUCCUGGUCCUGUAAGCACACUAAGAGCCGGUAGCCCAGCCUGCUACACAGCGAGUGUGUUCAGUGUAUAUAGAGAAGAGCAGCAGGCUCAGCCCCUACCCAACCACUCCUCCUAGUUAGUGUAUUUAAAGGUGGUCUCUUUAUCCCAGGGAAAACAAUGAAUGCUCACCAAGUGGGUCUGGUUUGACCUGACAGGGGUAUACAGUUCAAAUUUCUGUUUUGUUUCCCUGUUUUGCAACUGUGAAUAAGAAUGACUUUGUGCAGUACCCAUGUUGGAUACAUGUAACUUUGUAUGAGUGGUGUGUUUCUUAUCCUUUAUUAGCUGUGCCAUAGUGUAAUUCCAGUGCCUUAGAUGCUAACUCUUUAACCACCACUACUACAGAUGUCUAUCUCCUCCCUCAGCUGUGCCUCUACCGCAGUAUGAAUGUAUUGUUUCAAAACCUCAGACAUUCUAAAGCACCUUUAAACCUGUAGGUGUAAUAGGAUUAUUCUAUACGUGUUGCCUCAACGCACAUUGAUGCAACCAACUGACCCAAAGGACUUGUCCCUCUCCCACCAGCGCGGCCGCUCGUGGCUCUGUCAGUAGGACCUGAUGCAGAGAAAAAUACCCUAGUCUCAUUGUUGAUGGGAUGGCAGGGACCUCUAACACCCUGGCCGUAUGAGAUGAUUAGUUACCUCCUCCUUUUCUAUGCUCUGCUCUGCUUUGUUCUUAUGAGGCAACUAUAAAAGAGUAGCCACUGUUAACUCUACCAACUCCCCCAUACUCAAGUAACCUUCUCCAUGUGUGUAUAUAUAUAUCACUUUUCAUCCAAAUUGUAACUAUUCUAUGAUGCCGUUUGGCAUCAACUCAAUUUCAGGAUGCACACAAUGCUGGUCUCAUUGAUCCAUGACUCUAGAACUUUGGGGGGUGUUUCUAGACGUCACACCCCAGAGUCUAGGACAAGCCAGUUGCGUCUAUAUUGAUGAGACCUUUAGAUUUAUGUUUUAAGGACUGAAAUGAGAGUGGUGAACUGUGUUCAGGAAACCACCAGAUUGUAUGUAUAUAUAUAUAUGAUGAUCUACCUUCUGGGUUAACUGGAGCUGUCUGGCAUCCAUUUUGUGGAGCCGUAUGUCUGGCCCAAACUGGGCCAUGUCGAAUUUCUUAAGGGAUGUAAAAUAGUAUGUAUUUACCAAAACGUGAAAGAGCGUUGGACCGCCAAAGCCAAAACCCUUAAAAGGAAACUCCUAAUUGCAUCUGUUCAGUUCAACUGAUGCUCUGAGUUCAGAUAGUGUGGCUCACCCCCUUAAUGGUACCGUUACUCAAAUGGACUCGUUCCAUUUUGAUUGGAGGGGGAAAUAUUCAGAAUAUCCUGAUCCAUGUUUAGUUUAAUGCUCAAUAUAUGAAAGUGUAAACGGCUCGAGCCGGUUUCUCUAAAGAUGAUUUACAUAUUAUAUAGCCGUACAAUUGUACUGUACUGAUUGUGCGAAACCAACAAACUGUUAAACAUUCAUACAUAAAUAUAUUUCUUAAUAUGAUGUAGAAAAUGUGUUUAUUAAAUGGCCUUUUGAGUUCACAUGGGGCUGGAUCACACCGGUAUUGUGGAAGAUUGAAAUUGAAAGGCAACGUUCGAAGACUGCAUUCAUGGUAAACGGAAAUUACAUUUUUAAACACGGAUCUUCCGCAAUACGGAUUGAAUCCAGCACUUGGUCUUUCCCCAUUAAUUUCUCUCUUCCCAUACUGUACCGUUUGUGCUUUUAAAAGGGGAUGUCCUCCUUGCUUUGAUUAUUUAGUGGCUGGGACUGAUGUGUGUGACGCAGACGUUUUGUCUUGUUUUGAUCAUUUUCUAUGUCUUAUGGUCAACACAACAAUAUUUAACUGUAACAGUGUUGAUAUUUGGGGUGUAAGUGCCCAAUUAACCGUCAGUCACGUGUCCAUAUUGAGAGAAUCUCCAUUUCUAUUUAUGAAUAAAUAUAACUGAUUUAAUUACUGAUUGACAUGAACUUUUUUUUCUAAACACUUUUGGUUGAAUUUACCCCCCCCCCCCCCCCACAGAGUUUGUAGUAGCUUGAGAAUCCUGAGCUCUUUGUAACUCGUGCCUGUCACAGUACUUUGCCUUUUAAGUGCUUUGGAAAGUAAUUUCUACGUUAACUGUUUUUUGUAAUGCUGUUUAGACUUUUGGCUGAGGAUUAUUUUUUAUUGAACUAAAUCUGGUUCUUCUUACAAGUAUAUUGAACCCUUAUUUUUAUGUAUUUUUAAACAUUCUUGACUACACUUUACCUAGCUUGAGGGCAUACAGUCUGUAACAAACUGCAUAGUUCAACUGUAUUUUGUACUGAUCAAUGUGUAAUAAAUUGGUGGAAACCA
This is a messenger RNA of Oncorhynchus masou masou (cherry salmon), 5125 nucleotides long. Its product is annotated as DNA-binding protein RFX2. Gene Ontology annotation, cellular component: nucleus. Gene Ontology annotation, biological process: regulation of transcription by RNA polymerase II. Lineage: Eukaryota; Metazoa; Chordata; Actinopteri; Salmoniformes; Salmonidae. The coding region runs from base 530 to 2728 and encodes 732 amino acids. Gene Ontology annotation, molecular function: DNA-binding transcription factor activity, RNA polymerase II-specific; RNA polymerase II cis-regulatory region sequence-specific DNA binding. The transcript is spliced from 18 exons. The record is from RefSeq and is a predicted model, not a curated record.